AAUAAAGUUCGCGCGCGCCGGGAGCGGAAGCGGAAACGGUGAGUCUCCAUGGCGGUGGCGGCGGCAGCGGCAGCGGGACCCGUGUUCUGGAGGCGACUGCUGGGCCUCCUGCCUGGCCGCCCAGGGCUGGCCGCGCUCCUGGGACGCCUGUCCGACCGCCUCGGCAGGAACCGGGACCGCCAGCGCAGGAGGUCACCAUGGCUGUUAUUGGCUCCCUUGCUGUCCCCAGCUGUUCCCCAGGUCACCUCCCCACCUUGCUGCCUGUGUCCAGAAGGUGUGCACCGGUUCCAGUGGAUCAGAAACCUGGUUCCAGAAUUUGGAGUCUCCAGUUCUCACGUCAGGGUGCUUUCUUCCCCGGCAGAGUUUUUUGAGCUCAUGAAGGGGCAGAUAAGAGUGGCCAAGAGGCGGGUUGUGAUGGCAUCCCUCUACCUGGGGACAGGUCCUUUGGAACAGGAGCUGGUGGACUGCCUGGAAAGUACUCUAGAAAAGUCACUCCAAGCAAAGUUUCCUUCAAAUCUCAAGGUCUCCAUUCUCUUAGACUUCACGCGGGGCUCACGAGGCCGGAAGAACUCCCGCACAAUGCUGCUCCCGCUCCUGCGGAGGUUCCCAGAGCAGGUCCGGGUCUCCCUCUUUCACACGCCGCACCUCCGUGGGCUGCUCCGGCUCCUCAUCCCUGAGCGCUUCAACGAGACCAUCGGCCUCCAGCACAUUAAGGUGUACCUCUUCGACAACAGCGUCAUCUUGAGCGGGGCAAACCUGAGUGACUCCUACUUCACCAAUCGCCAGGACCGCUACGUGUUCCUGCAGGACUGUGCGGAGAUUGCCGACUUCUUCACAGAGCUGGUGGACGCGGUGGGGGAUGUGUCCCUGCAGCUGCAGGGAGAUGACACGGUGCAGGUGGUGGAUGGGAUGGUGCAUCCUUACAAAGGUGACCGGGCCGAGUACUGCAGGGCAGCCAAUAAGAGGGUCAUGGAUGUGAUCAACUCAGCCAGGACCCGCCAGCAGAUGCUGCAUGCCCAGACCUUCCACAGCAACUCUCUUUUGACCCAGGAAGAUGCAGCAGCUGCUGGGGAUCGCAGACCAGCCCCUGACACCUGGAUUUAUCCGCUGAUUCAGAUGAAGCCCUUCGAGAUUCAAAUCGAUGAGAUUGUCACUGAGACCCUUUUGACUGAGGCGGAGCGCGGGGCAAAGGUCUACCUCACCACUGGCUACUUCAACCUGACCCAGGCCUACAUGGACCUGGUCUUGGGCACUCGGGCUGAGUACCAGAUCCUUCUGGCCUCACCAGAGGUGAAUGGCUUCUUUGGGGCCAAGGGGGUGGCCGGCGCCAUCCCAGCGGCCUAUGUGCACAUCGAGCGGCAGUUCUACAGCGAGGUGUGCAGCCUGGGACAGCAGGAGCGGGUUCAGCUUCAGGAGUACUGGCGGAGGGGCUGGACGUUCCACGCCAAAGGCCUCUGGCUGUACCUGGCAGGGAGCAGCCUGCCCUGUCUCACGCUGAUUGGCUCUCCUAAUUUUGGGUACAGGUCAGUUCACCGGGACCUGGAGGCCCAGAUUGCGAUCGUGACGGAGAACCAGGCCCUGCAGCAGCAGCUUCACCAGGAGCAAGAGCAGCUCUACCUGAGGUCAGGUGUGGUGUCCUCUGCCACCUUCGAGCAGCCGAGUCGCCAGGUGAAGCUGUGGGUGAAGAUGGUGACUCCACUGAUCAAGAACUUCUUCUGAGGAUAGACAGGAAUGGCCUUGAUGAAGAUGACAGGCAUGGCCGGGGUCAGCUCCUUCAGCCGCGCUUCAGCGAUGACUCCAGUCUGGGUGUCCCAGCGAGCCCCUGCAGGGACAGUAUGGCUGAGGGUCAGGUGUGCUGCCAGUAAGUGAGGGAGGGGCUGGCAGGAAGGUUGGGGUCCUCACACUCCCCGCCUUUUGCAGAGAUGGGCUCCACCCCAAAAGGCUUCAGGCCAGGUGCCACAGCUGGAAGCAGAGGCCUUUGUAGGUGAUGGCAUGCAUGUUGUAACUACCCCGUCUCACUGGGCACAAGGAACAGCUCAGCUAAAGCCCUCGGGUUCCAUCCGUUUAAGUCUGUGGCAUUUCAGAGCCUCAUCUGUCAGCCUUAAUGUCAGUGGCAGGAAGUCAUAACUCCAGCUAAAAAUUACAGAGUAAAGUUCCCUGAUUCUUCAUGUGUAAUGUCUGCCCUAUGUGUACAUACACAAUGUAAUGAUACAUCUAUGCAUAUGAAUAUUAUUUGCCUUUAACCAGACUAUGCUGUUAUUUCUACUUGCCCUAUUUAAUGUUGUUUCUAUUUCCUGUCUGAAAUCUCAAAAUAAACAUGGAGAGCUUA
This is a messenger RNA of Nomascus leucogenys (northern white-cheeked gibbon), 2329 nucleotides long. It is a transcript of the gene PGS1, whose product is annotated as phosphatidylglycerophosphate synthase 1. Gene Ontology annotation, molecular function: CDP-diacylglycerol-glycerol-3-phosphate 3-phosphatidyltransferase activity. The record is from RefSeq and is a predicted model, not a curated record. Gene Ontology annotation, cellular component: mitochondrion. Lineage: Eukaryota; Metazoa; Chordata; Mammalia; Primates; Hylobatidae. Gene Ontology annotation, biological process: cardiolipin biosynthetic process.